Messenger RNA from Drosophila guanche, 631 nucleotides. RefSeq names its product histone H1-like. Gene Ontology annotation, biological process: nucleosome assembly. Gene Ontology annotation, cellular component: nucleosome. The transcript has a single exon. The record is from RefSeq and is a predicted model, not a curated record. The annotation marks the transcript as partial. Lineage: Eukaryota; Metazoa; Arthropoda; Insecta; Diptera; Drosophilidae. Gene Ontology annotation, molecular function: DNA binding; structural constituent of chromatin.
UAUAUUACUGCCGAAUACAAAUGCGAUGCCCAGAAACUAGCUCCAUUUAUCAAGAAGUACUUGAAGUCAGCCGUUGCCAACGGAAAGCUGAUCCAAACAAAGGGCAAAGGUGCCUCUGGUUCGUUCAAACUGUCGGCUUCCGCCAAAAAGGAGCCCAAGCCAAAGGUUGCAUCUGUCGAAAAGAAAGUGAAAACUAAGAAGGUGGUCUCAUCGGCAGCAGCCAAGAAAACAGCAAGCCCCAAAAAAGCAGCCGGAGCUGGCGACAAGAAGCUAAAGGCAAAGAAGGCAGUCGCCACCAAGAAGACCGCCGAGAAGAAGAAAACUGAGAAGGCAAAGGCCAAGGAAGUAAAGAAAACUGGAACCGUGAAAGCGAAGCCUGCUGCGGCAAAGGCAAAGUCGAGCCCUGCAAAGCCAAAGCCAAAAGCAAAGGCAGUAGCAGCAGCGACGUCUGCCAAGCCCAAGAAGACGACGAAAAAGCCCGCUGCUCCCGCGACCGUCAAGAAGCCGAAAGCAAAGACGACGGCGGCCAAGAAGUAAAUUGCGAAAUGGUACACGGUGGUGUACAUGGUCGCACUUGCACUCGAAAUUUUAGAUGUAUACAUCUGAAAUGGAUUUAAACAAGCCCUUUUCA